Molecule: messenger RNA, 2467 nt
Organism: Impatiens glandulifera
Lineage: Eukaryota; Viridiplantae; Streptophyta; Magnoliopsida; Ericales; Balsaminaceae
Product: protein TPR1-like
Exons: 15
Coding region: 152-2320 (722 amino acids)
Biological process (GO): regulation of DNA-templated transcription
Molecular function (GO): protein binding
Source: RefSeq, a predicted model, not a curated record
UUUUUCAUCUCCCUCAUUAGUCUUUCUUGCUCCUCUUGAAACCCUAGACCUCGCCAGAAUUCUUCUUGGCUCUGCUGUUUUUCUCUCUCAUCUGAGGUUUCUCGUGGUCCGAUCACCGAUUUGAGCUUGAUUCAGAGUUUAGUCAGCCAGUAUGUCCUCGAUGAGCAAAGAAUUGGUGUUUCUCAUACUCCAGUUCCUGGAGGAGGAGAAAUUUAAGGAAGCUCUUCACAAGCUUGAACAAGACUCUGGAGUUUUCUUCAACAUGACAUAUUUUGAGGAGAAAGUACAAGCUGGGGAAUGGGAUGAAGUUGAAAAGUAUCUCUCCGGCUUUACAAAACUUGAAGACAAUCGGUUCUCCUUAAAGAUAUUUUUCGAAAUCAGGAAGCAAAAGUACCUUGAAGCACUUGAUAAGCAAGACAAAGCAAAGGCUGUUGAGAUUCUAGUGGGUGAUUUGAAAGUGUUUUCGGCAUUUAAUGAAGAGUUAUACAAAGAAAUUACACAGCUCUUAACACUUAGCAACUUCAGGGGAAAUGAGCAGUUGUCGAAGUAUGGCGAUACAAAAACAGCUCGUAGCAUUAUGUUUAUAGAGCUUAAGAAAUUAAUAGAAGCCAAUCCAAUUUUUCACGAGAAGCUGGUGUUUCCUACUUUAGAAGCUUCAAGACUGCGGACACUAAUAAAUCAAAGUUUGAACUGGCAGCAUCAGCUCUGUAAGAAUCCAAAGCCAAACCCUGAUAUAAAGACGUUGUUCAUUGACCAUACAUGCACAUCAGCAAAUGGAGCUCUUGCUCCUGCUCCUGUUCACAUUCCAGCUGUUGCAGUUGCAAAGCCUACUGCUUAUUCAUCUCUUGGAGGUUACAGUCAGCUACAGCCAUUUCCACCAGCUGCAUCGACUGCUAAUGCUAAUGCCUUAUCAGGUUGGAUGGCAAAUGCUGCUGCUUCCUCAUCUGUUCAAGGAGCUGUUGUUACUGCUUCCUCCUUACCUGUACCACCAAACCAAGUUUCAAUACUGAAACGGCCAAUAACACCGUCAGACACUCUAAAUAUGGCUGAUUAUCAGACUGCUGAUCAUGAGCAGCUAAUGAAACAAUUGUGGCUUGCACAACCAAUUGAGAAGAAUGGGAUUGAUUCUAUGGCUAGAAGCUUGGAAAAGACAAGAAUAUUGGAUGAUGCAAUUGAUAAAUCAAAACCGUGGCAGUUGACUGAAUUUGUAGAUCCUGGUCAAUGCCGGCAAGUUACUAUGCCAGAGAGCACAACUGCAGCCCACAAGGUUGCUAGACUUCUCUAUACAAAUUCUGGAGUGGGCCUACUGGCACUUGGAUCUUCCGGUGUACAGAAGUUAUGGAAGUGGGGUCGCAGUGAACAAAAUCCAAGUGGAAAGGCCACGGCCAACGUUGUUCCACAGCAAUGGCAACCAAAUAGCGGUCUUCUUAUGGCAAAUGAUGUAUUGGGGGUCAACAUUGACGAGGCAGCUCCAUGCAUUGCGCUAUCGAAGAACGAUUCUUAUGUAAUGUCGGCUUGUGGAGGAAAAGUUUCGUUGUUUAACAUGAUGACAUUUAAGGCGAUGGCAACAUUUAUGCCGCCUCCACCUGCUUCAACAUUUCUAGAAUUUCAUCCUCAAGACAAUAACAUCAUGGCCAUAGGAAUGGAGGAUUCUACUAUCCACAUAUAUAAUGUUAGAUUGAACGAGGUAAAAUCAAAACUUAAAGGUCACCAGAAGCGUAUAACUGGCUUGGCUUUUUCAACCAUUCUUAAUAUAUUGGUUUCAUCUGGUGCUGAUGCUCAGCUAUGUGUUUGGAGCAUUGAUACAUGGGAGAAGAAGAAAUUUGUUCCAAUACAAUUGCCUGCUAACAAGUCUCCAAGUGGAGACACUAGAGUCCAGUUUCAUUCUGACCAGAUCCGGUUGUUGGUAUCCCAUGAAACCCAAUUAGCUAUAUACGACGCAUCAAAAAUGGAUUGUAUACAUCAGUGGUUCCCACAGAAUGCCCUCUCAGCUCCCAUAUCGUAUGCUGCAUUUUCCUGCAAUAGCCAACUAGUGUAUGCUUCUUUCUGUGAUGGCAACAUUGGGAUACUUGAUUCAGAUGGCCUGAGGCUGCGAUGUCGAAUUUCUCCAUCUGUAUACUUGUCCAAAGCAGUUUUAAGUGGGAAUCAAGCCGUGUACCCAUUGGCGGUUGCAGCGCAUCCGCAAGAGCCAAAUCAAUUUGCAAUUGGGUUGAUUGACGGGUCAGUUAAAGUUCUUGAACCUCUAGUGUCAGAGGCUAAGUGGGGAGUCUCUCCAACUGUUGAUAACAUGCUAAGUGGAAGGGUGGGAUCAUCUUCCUAAUCACACACCAGAUCAAGUUCAAAAUAUGAAACAUUUAUAAAUAAAUAUAUAAAUAUAAUAAAAUUCUCUACCCACCACCUGUAUUGAUAUUAUUAAAACUCUCUAAUUUCCCGUCUCAAAAAACAUGGUCAUCUAAACAGACUAAAC